This is a messenger RNA of Xenopus laevis (African clawed frog), 489 nucleotides long. It is a transcript of the gene pigy.L, whose product is annotated as phosphatidylinositol glycan anchor biosynthesis class Y L homeolog. Lineage: Eukaryota; Metazoa; Chordata; Amphibia; Anura; Pipidae. Gene Ontology annotation, cellular component: glycosylphosphatidylinositol-N-acetylglucosaminyltransferase (GPI-GnT) complex. The record is from RefSeq and is a predicted model, not a curated record. The coding region runs from base 179 to 394 and encodes 71 amino acids. The transcript has a single exon. Gene Ontology annotation, biological process: GPI anchor biosynthetic process.
UGAAGGCUCUACCAAUGAGUUAAUCAAUGAUGAGCUGGGUAUAGAUUACCCAAUAAUCGAUGUUAUCCCAAACAUGAUCCCAUAGGAUGCCCACGUGCUUCAUAAAGAUCGGAAAGCUGAGAACACGGAGCAGACAACAUAGGUUUUUGGCUUUGUUUGUACAAAUAGUAAAGAAGCCAUGUUUCUCUCCCUCCCUGUGCUGACUGUGCUCAUUCCUCUGGUGUCUUUGACAGGGUUAUUAUACUCUGCCUCAGUGGAUGAGGAUUUCCCUAAAGGUUGCACCAGUACAGCCAGCUUGUGUUUUUACAGCCUGCUGCUCCCCAUCACUUUGCCCGUUUAUGUGUUUUUUCAUUUGUGGACCUGGAUGGGAAUCAAGCUCUUUAGGCACAAUUAAUGCAUAAGUGAACAAUAAAUAUCUCAUUCAGAUAGGUUGGUUACGACUUUGUAUAGAAAUAUAACCAUUUCAUAGAAAUAAAAUUAGAAAUAUGA